Meira miltonrushii is the source of this 894-nucleotide messenger RNA. RefSeq lists its product as uncharacterized. The transcript is spliced from 3 exons. Lineage: Eukaryota; Fungi; Basidiomycota; Exobasidiomycetes; Exobasidiales; Brachybasidiaceae. The record is from RefSeq and is a predicted model, not a curated record. Bases 13 to 894 code for a protein of 293 amino acids.
CUUUCUUUUAAAAUGAGUGAACCUCCGCAGAAAAAGCAAAAGACAGAUCCUGAGAAUGGCAUUCCGGAAAUUCGAAACAUUAUUGAGAAGAGGUCAGAUAAGGUCGACUUCUAUAUAGUCUAUGAAAAGCAUGGUGGCAAAGGCGAGAAGAUCAAGUACGGAGUAGAAAAGUCUAGGCUUAUUGAUUCAAGUCUUUUUCAAGAUAUGUUCGAUUUCUGCUCAAACAAGGAUGGGAAAGUGAUGCAAAUAGAAGAAGUAGAGCUUUUUGAUAAAUUUCCUCCUAAGGUAGUCUGCCGUGCCUUGGAGAUUAUAAGCGGCGUCGUCCCCUCGGAAAGCUGGUCAAUCGACUUCUCGGCAGAUAUGAUUGACUUUGGUCAUAAGUAUGGAUCGGAAAUCGUCUCACAUUUCGGCCUGCAUAAAUUUUGCGGAGCCUUUGGAAAGGAGAAAAACAGGAAUUACGCAUUGUUGAAGUCCCGAUAUGGUACUGCUGCUUUAGUGAAGUACAUCAGUGUAUGGCGCCGACUAUUGGAAUCGGACAUAUCUUCCACCAAAGAAACAGCGGAUAUAUACUUUUGGUGUUUUGAACGUAUAUGGCCUUUUCUGUGUGAUCGAUACCGCACGACGAUCCAUGAAGCUUCCAUCGGUCAUUUCGUAAGAGGGAAGACGCAUCCCCAUCUUACCGCUGAAGAAAUUUCUUUUGCAGCUAGCUUCAUCGAGAAAUACUCCCAACAUUUUGAGAGACUCAAAGAUAAUUCUUCAAAAGACCUUUGCGACGUGCUUCAAGCACUAUCUGAGGAACAAAAAGAAAACGACAAAGAGCAAAGUGAUGACAAUGAAGGUCAGGCAGACAACGAAGAAGUUCAACCAAACAGUGGUGUAGUUGACGGAGAAUAG